Messenger RNA from Pistacia vera, 4451 nucleotides. RefSeq names its product putative disease resistance RPP13-like protein 1. Gene Ontology annotation, biological process: defense response to other organism. The coding region runs from base 288 to 4379 and encodes 1363 amino acids. The transcript is spliced from 2 exons. The record is from RefSeq and is a predicted model, not a curated record. Gene Ontology annotation, molecular function: ADP binding. NCBI's taxonomy places the organism in Eukaryota, Viridiplantae, Streptophyta, Magnoliopsida, Sapindales, Anacardiaceae.
GUUUCCUUGCACCUCAUCCCAAUAGCACUUCUUGAUGAAAGUGCAGUAAUUUCUGUACUACCGGUUUCUUCGUUUACUGCUUUUGAUUUUCCGGCAUUCUGACUCAACACUCCACACGCUUCUCUCUCAAAACUCUUGAUUACUCGGAGGAAGUAAUCACGUUUCUCCUACAACUCUCUCAAUCUCUCUAGCUACUCUCAAUUACUUCUCAUAGUCUUCGGCGCUCUUACCGACUACCUCAAUUUCCACUACUCUUCUUUUCUCAGUGUUCAGACUAGACCAAAGCCAUGCCUGUGGGAGAGGUCUUUCUCUCUGCGGCCCUUCAGGUGCUGUUUGACAGAUUGGUGCGCGGUGGGCUGCGGUUUGCACUUCAAGAGGGCGUACGUUCGAAGAUAGGAAAGUGGGAGCAAAAGUUGAAGAUGAUUGGGGCAGUGCUCAGUGAUGCAGAGGAGAAGCAACUGACGGAGAAAGCUGUGAAAAUGUGGCUGGAAGAUUUACAAGACUUGGCUUAUGAUGUUGAGGACAUUCUGGAUGAAUUUGCAACUGAAGCUUUUCGGUGCAGAUUAAUAGCAGAUCGUCUUCCUUGCUCUGUCCCAACUUGUUUCACUUCCUUGAGCCCAACUGCUAUUAAGUUCAAAGUGAGUAUGAGGUCCAAGAUAAAAGAUAUCGACAUUAGGUUGGAAGAACUGAGUAAAACAAAAGAUCAGCUUGGGUUGAUCAAAGCAAAUUGUGCAGGCCUAUCAACUGCUGCAGUCUCAAGACCAACUGAUACGACUUCACUAACCAAAUCUUCUUUUUUUGGUAGAGAUGAUGAUAAAGCUAAAAUACUUGAAAUGCUGUUAAGGGAUAAACCAAUUGAUGACAAGUGUCAUGUGAUAGCCAUUGUUGGCAUGGGAGGAAUUGGCAAAACAACACUUGCUCAGGAGGUGUACAAUCACGAAGCGGUGGAAGAUUUCAACCUAAAAGCAUGGAUUUAUGUUUCUGACGACUUUGAUGUUUUGAGAAUCUCAAAAGCAAUUUUUGAGUCAAUUACUCGCUCCUCCUGCAAUCUGACUAAUUUAGAUACUAUCCAGGCUGAAUUGAGAGAGCUUGUACGAGACAGAAAAUUCUUACUUGUCUUAGAUGACGUUUGGAGUGCGGGUUAUGACAAGUGGGAAUCCUUGAAAUCUCCUUUUAUCGCUGGAGCACAAAAGGGUAGGAUAAUUGUGACAGCACGUGACCUUAAAGUUGCAUCAAGGAUCCCUGGAUCCACCAAAAUUCAUGAAUUAGCACUCCUAGCAGACCGGGAUUGUUGGUCCGUGUUCAUUGAGCAUGCAUUCAAGCAUAUAAUUACUGAUGCAGAUUCAAAUCUGAUGUCAGUUCGUGAGAAAGUUAUUGCAAAGUGUGGAGGCUUGCCCUUAGCUGCAAAAACUCUUGGUGGCCUGCUCUCUCGUCAAAGGGAGAACGAGUGGGAAGAGAUACUGAACAAAGAAAUCUGGAAUGAAUCAUAUGAAAAUGAUGAAAUUCUGCCCGUAUUAAGAUUAAGCUAUUACCAUCUUCCUUGGCAUUUAAAAAGGUGCUUUGCUUAUUGUGCUAUUUUUCCAAAGAACUUUGACUUCGUGGAGAAACAACUUGUGUCUUUAUGGAUGACAGAAGGUCUUAUUCAGGCAACAGAAAACAAUAAACAAUUGGAAGAAAUAGGUGGUGAGUAUUUUCGAGAUCUAUUGUCAAUAUCCCUUUUUCAAAAGUCAAGUAGAGAUAACACUAAAUUUGCGAUGCAUGAUCUGGUCCAUGAUCUAACCCAAUGGGUUAGUAAAAGGACAUAUUUAGAGUUGAAAGAUGAAUUGGGAUCCCAGGAGCAAUACAUCAGAACAGCUCGCCAUUCUUCUUAUAUUUCUGGUAAUUAUGAUGGCAAGAAAAAAUUUGAAGUCUUCCGUAAAGUUAAGCGCUUGAGGACAUUCUUGCCGAUGCGACUAUAUGAAGAUGGUACUCGUUACAUAACUUCUUUGUUUCUUUAUGAUUUGAUGCCGAAGUUAAAAAAAUUGAGAGUGCUAUCUCUAGCAACAUAUUACAUCACUGAGCUACCAGAUUCAUUUGGAGGCUUGAUACAUUUGAGGUACCUCAACCUUUCUCAAACUAAGAUUAGAUAUUUACCUGAGUCAACAAGUUCGUUGUACAACUUGCAAAUUUUGUUACUAGCAGAUUGUUGCUAUCUCUUGAAGCUACCUUCCAUGAUGAAGAAUUUGAUCAAUCUACGCCAUCUUGAUAUAUCAGGUGCAAAUUUAAUAUCAGAGAUGCCUUUAGGAAUGAAAGAUUUGACAUGCCUCCAAAGAUUAUCUAAUUUUAUUGUGGGGAAAGAUAUUGGAUCUGAUUUAGAAGAUUUAAAGUGUUUAAAGGAUCUCCGUGAAAAGCUUUGUAUCUCAAAGCUAGAGAAUUCACAGCAUCCAACAACAUUCAUAUUGAGAGAUAUGCGUCACCUAAAAGUUUUGGUGCUAGAAUGGAGUCCUCAACUUGAUCAUCCACGAGAUAUUGCAGAAGAAGAAAGGGUACUUGACUGGCUGCAACCUCACGAAAAUCUGGAAGAACUCACGAUCAAAUGCUAUGGUGGUACAGAAUUUCCACCUUGGGCUGGGAAUCCCUCGUUACACUCAAAACCAAUGGUACUAAGGGUCCUAAGGUUGGAGAAUUGUAAAAAUUGCACUUCUUUGCCUUCAUUGGGGUUAUUUACAUCACUAGAAGAACUCAUCAUCAAAAACAUGACAGCAAUAAAAAGGAUUGGUUCUGAGAUAUAUGGGGAGGGUUGCUUUCAAUCAUUGGUGAAUCUUUGUUUUGAAGGUAUGGAAGAAUGGGAACAUUGGGAUCCUAUUGGCGAAUAUGAGCCUGUUGAAAGAUUCCCUUGUCUUCGAAAGCUUUCCAUCAAAAACUGCCCCAAACUCUGUGGAGCACCAUUUAAUCAUCUUCAGUCAUUAGAGAAACUGGUGGUUUAUAAAUGUGGGCAGUUGGUGGUUUCCUUCUCAAGCUUUCCAAGGCUGUGCGAAUUAGAAAUAGAUGGCUGCAAAAAGAUGGCGUGCAGUAGUCUAACUGAUUCCGGAUCACUGAAGUCUAUGACUCUUUCAGAUUUUUCCGGGUAUGGAAAUUGGUUAAGACAAGAGCCAUCUAUCCUGACCUCCCUCCAAGAGCUAUAUAUUCGAAAUUGUGAGGCUUUAACAUCCUUACCUGAAGGCCUGGAAAAAUUUUCUCAUCUUGAAUGCUUAGAAAUCAAAGAUUGUGAUUUUCUAACAUCCAUUGUCAGAGACCAGUUUCCUUCUUCACUAAGAAGAUUCUCAGUAUUAGAUUGUGAGAAUCUGCAAUCUCUGUUCGAUGGUAGAGAGGGGUCUCCUUCUUCAGCGAGUAAUGAAUCCAAACUUGAACAUUUGUCCAUCUCCAACUGCCCAGCUCUUGAAUGGGUAUCAUUGGGAGAGCAAUCAUUUUCAGCACUCAAAUUCCUUGAGAUUUGGAAUUGUCCAAAGCUCACAUCAAUAUCACCAAGAGGUGAGUUACCUGCAGUAGUCAAACAUCUUCAGAUUCGGAAAUGCUCAGAACUCACAACCUUGGUAAGAGACAAGUUACCGGAGACACUUGAGUACCUGCAAAUUGACAGGUGUCAAAAGCUAGAGUCAAUAGCAGGAAGGUUUCAUAAUAACCUGUCUCUUCGUUUUAUUCGGAUCUCAAAUUGCAAGAAACUUCAAUCCUUACCUGAUGGUUUACACAAUCUUAGCGGUCUUCAUGGGAUUGAUAUAAAUGAUUGUCUGAGUCUUGUUGGCCUCCCACAAGGAGGGCUUCCAACCUCCAUUUCCAGUGUUUCAAUUUGUAAGUGUGCGAAACUUGAAGCCUUACACAGCAGCAUGAACAAGCUCAACUCUAUUCAGGAAUUGACCAUUCAAGAAUGUCCAAGCAUCCCAUCAUGUCCAGCCGAAGGUUUUCCCAUCAACCUAACAUCUCUCUCGAUUGAGGAUCAGAAUAUCCGUGAAUCAUCACUUCUUGGGUGGAGGUUGCCGAGGCUGAGAUGUCUUAAAAAUCUUUCUAUUCUUGGAUGCUCAGAUGCUGUUUCUUUUCCGCCAGAAAAUAUGCUACUGCCUGCUUCUUUAACUAUGCUGAAAAUUCAAAAAUUCCAGAAACUGAAACACCUAUCUUCCCAAGGUUUCCAAAGUCUCACGGCUCUCGAACAUUUGUUGAUAGGAGAAUGCCCAAAUCUCACAUCCCUUCCAGAGGAGGGUCUGCCACCUUCACUUUUACGAUUACGUAUUUUUGGUUGUUAUAAGCUGGAAAAACAGUGCAAGAGGGGAAAAGGAAAAGAGUGGUCUAAGAUAGCUCACAUUCCUUGUGUUGAGAUUGAUCACAAAUUCAUUUACGAGGAAUAAGCUCAAUUUGAUGUCAAGAACAAUGAAAGUUAAUAGAACCAGAGAAUUGCCACAUUCUUUCUUUGUACUCUA